Molecule: messenger RNA, 3197 nt
Organism: Doryrhamphus excisus (bluestripe pipefish)
Lineage: Eukaryota; Metazoa; Chordata; Actinopteri; Syngnathiformes; Syngnathidae
Gene: gjd1b
Product: gap junction protein delta 1b
Biological process (GO): cell-cell signaling
Cellular component (GO): connexin complex
Molecular function (GO): gap junction channel activity
Source: RefSeq, a predicted model, not a curated record
GCCUACGAACUCCGAGAGCGGGCGAGGGAGGCAGAGGCUGCAGGUGGAGGCUACAAACGUGGAGUGUGGAACCAAGUGGGGAAGGAGACGAGGAUGAGGUGGGGACGAGAAGGAAGAGCACCCUCUUGCUAAGCCAAAUCCACUCAGCGGGAGGAAAAAGGUGGAGGAGGGGAGGGAGGAGAGACCACCGAGCCACUCUCGCACGGCUUCAAGCGGAGGAGACUGUCGUAGGGAGCAGGAGGGAGAUGCUUCUCUUCGCCGCUGCCUGAACAAAAACCAGGAGCGAGGGGACGCAACGCGCUCUGAUCCGGGAAGAGAAGACGAGGUCAUGAAGAGCAUGGGAGGGGGAGACGGAUAUCUUUUAAAUGAAGCUGACGUCAACGUAUGGACAUGACCCUGGUUUGACAAGAUGCUCUCGAUGUGCUUGAGAAGGUCUUCCGUGGGAGAUGGGUCCACGUUGGUUCUAAUUGUGGCUGCUCCUUGAAAGUCAUCCAGAGACACAACUUGUGUGACAGGAAGUGUACUCGAGAAGACCCUCUGGUGCAGAAGGUUCCUACCGCCAACCUUUGCACACAAGUUGGGAGAAGAAGGGACUCGAACACCUUCACUGGUAUCUCACUGACAAAGUCGGGGUCAGCUUUAUCGUCCCUUUCCUCGGUGGAUGCCUCCAAAGCGCAGCCAUGGGAGAAUGGACCAUCCUGGAGCGCCUCUUAGAGGCCGCCGUGCAGCAGCACUCCACCAUGAUAGGAAGGAUACUGCUGACGGUGGUUGUGAUCUUCCGCAUCCUGAUCGUGGCGAUCGUGGGGGAGACGGUCUACGAGGACGAGCAGACCAUGUUCAUCUGCAACACCCUGCAGCCGGGCUGCAACCAGGCGUGCUAUGACAAGGCCUUUCCCAUUUCCCACAUCCGCUACUGGGUCUUCCAGAUCAUUCUGGUGUGCACGCCCAGCCUCUGCUUCAUCACGUACUCCGUCCACCAGUCGGCCAAACAGAGAGACCGGCGCUACUCCUUCCUCUAUCCCAUCAUGGAACGAGACUACGGGGGAAGGGACGGGGCGCGAAAGCUCCGAAACAUUAACGGGAUUUUAGUUCAGCACGGCGGCGAUGGCGGAGGAGGUAAAGAAGAACCCGACUGCCUUGAAGUGAAGGAGAUCCCCAACGCCCCGCGAGGCCUCACCCACGGGAAGAGCUCCAAGGUCCGUCGUCAGGAAGGGAUCUCCCGUUUUUACAUCAUCCAGGUGGUUUUCCGAAACGCCCUGGAGAUUGGAUUCUUGGCCGGGCAGUACUUUCUCUACGGUUUCAGUGUGCCUGGGAUUUUCGAAUGUGACCGCUACCCGUGUCUGAAGGAGGUGGAGUGCUACGUGUCUCGCCCCACGGAAAAAACAGUUUUCCUGGUGUUCAUGUUCGCGGUGAGCGGCAUUUGCGUGGUGCUCAACCUGGCCGAGCUCAACCAUCUGGGCUGGCGCAAGAUUAAAGCGGCCAUCCGGGGCGUCCAGGCCCGCAGGAAAUCCAUUUGUGAGAUCAGGAAGAAAGACAUGGCGCAUCUGUCCCAACCGCCCAACCUGGGGCGCACACAGUCCAGCGAGUCGGCUUACGUCUGAUGCUAAAGAGCGGAGGAAGAGGAGUGGAACGAAUGCGCGAGUGAAAAAGCAGUCAUUAUGAUUUUUUUAAAGGGAAGAGGAGGUCAGAUCGGAUGAGGAGACGCGGUGAAGACCGAACCUCCAUCUGGGUCGCUUCAGGAGUGAAAACAUCAAAGGAAAACCUAUAAAAGAUCACACAUUUUAACCUCAUUUUUGGAGAGCUGUUCUCACUGCCAUUUUCUUUCUUUUGUUGUUUUUUUACUACAAACUUAUCUCUCCUCUUAAGUCUUUGAACCCACAGCGACAAAUCCUAACCAGGCCAGGCAGGGAACAACCGUGUGGAUGAGGACUGCUUUAUGUUAUUUGGGGAUACUGCGGGAAUGACGGCAGUCAUUUGAUGCGUCCCAUGGUGCUUUUCUGGACUGUGUCAGCUUCGGUGAAAAAAAGGCAUGGACGCCGGGACAGGGAGGAUGAGCGGCAAUAACGCGAGGAGAAGGAACGGAAGACCUGUCAAAGCCGUGACAGGAAAAAUAAGGCUGGAUUAGAAGAAGAGGGGGGUACAUCGCACUCUGGGAAAACGUGCAAGCGGGAAAAGCGAAGCCGAGUGAGAAGAGCUGCUUCUUGUCCGAGCCAAAGCCGAGAGAAGAAGAGUAACGAUGUUUAUGUUUGGGGUCUCUUGGCAAACCGUUAUCUUAACACAAACACGACCAGUACCAUCUCUCCUCUUCCCGAUGUGUCGCUUACGCCACAGUUGGCAGCUAUGUAGACCCCGUCCCCUCCCCCCCCCCCGGGGGGGGCUCUUCUGAUGACAGUAAUGACCCUUGUUGCUCUCCUUCUACGUCCAUGUCGUGAACACGGAGACGCACAAGCACAAACGUUCCUCCGUGCAGCAUUCCAGGGUGCUGAGAGUCCAGGGAGAGGCCGUACAGGAAACAGGAAACAGGAAAACGAGGGAAAACCUUUGGCUUUAUUUUUACAGCUUAAAUGAAUUCUAUGAAAUAUAUAACAAUGUGUUAAAAACUUUUCUUUUGAGAAAGCAAUGGUGCCAUCCUUGACAGAUUUAAACAUUCUUGAAAUGAUGAAUAGUGCAUAUCAAUGAUAUUAUUUAUGCAUUUAGAGUAUAUUCAAAUACAUUUAUUUAUAGUUAUGGCUGGGUCCUGUGGGCCGUCGUGUUCAAUUUUCAAUUUUCCAAAUGUAUGACGUGUUUGUCUUUUUUUAUUUUGUAUUCUUUUUCACUGAUGAAACUGAUGAUGCGUAUGGGAAUGGAAGGGUUAGGAACGAUGUGAGCAUGUGCAACUGAUUUUGCUAUAUAUAAAGUUUAGAAAAGUGCUGGGGGGAAAAAAAAUGUUUUUUUUUUCCAUAGAAAGCCUUGAUUUGCUUCUUCAAAAUCAGCUGCACAGCUUCAGGCAACUCGGUCCGGCCUGUGAGCCAUUUGAAAAAGCAUGUUUACAUGACGCAAUGUUGUUGAAUGAUCAAGCCGUGUAACCAAUGAAUCGUAGCUUGCUUGGAGUUUUAUUGUGCGUUGAUCUCCCGAGGGGGUUUCAGCAUGCAUGCAAUGUAAGACUAAGUCAAAGAAAGCUUUGAAAGUAUGAGAAGACACACAAAAAAAAAAGAAAA